Amphibalanus amphitrite is the source of this 1198-nucleotide messenger RNA. RefSeq names its product proline-rich receptor-like protein kinase PERK1. Bases 425 to 886 code for a protein of 153 amino acids. The transcript has 3 exons. NCBI's taxonomy places the organism in Eukaryota, Metazoa, Arthropoda, Thecostraca, Balanomorpha, Balanidae. The record is from RefSeq and is a predicted model, not a curated record.
GUCCAGACGUAAAUAUGCAGCCCCGCGCGGGUUAAAAUUCUGCAGAGAUCCUGGAAUUGUAGCCUUUACGGCGGUGGCCCUGGAACACGAGGGACGGCGCGGGCGGUCAAGGAAGGCGAUGGAUACCUAGUACCUACGUCCUGCUAAUUGAAAAACGUGUGAAUCCGUUGUGCUGAUUGGCCAUGGAAUAACCCUGUCUGCAGAUGACGCCUGCUCGGCUGACGAGCGGAAGAAGCGGCCCCGGACGGCGUUCACGGCGUCCCAAAUCAAAUCCCUGGAGACCGAGUUUGAGAAAAACAAAUACCUGAGCGUCAGUAAGCGGACACAGCUCUCCAAGCAGCUCAGUCUGACCGAGACUCAGAUAAAGAUAUGGUUCCAAAAUCGCCGGACCAAGUGGAAGAGGAAGCACACCAACGAACUGGAGAUGCUGGCCCAGCAGUACUACGCGCACUUGGGGCUGUACGCGCCGCGGCCGGUGCACCCCGCCGACCGGCUCUGGCUGGUGUCCCAGGGGCUGCACCCGCCGGUGCCGCCGCCGCCGGCCGGAGGUCUGCUGCCGUCCAUCUACUCCGCCGCCGCCGGCCGCCUGCUGCCGCCACCGCUACCGCUCUCCGCCCCAGCGGCCCGGCUGACCCCACCGACCAGCUCAGCGCUGGAGGAGGCGCUCCGCCGCGGCCUCACCCGACUCUACUCCCAGCCAAACCCCCACUCACCGCCCGCCGCGCGAGCCUCCCCGCCGCUGCUGUCCUUGCGCAAUAUGAUAGAUGGCGCCACCGCCGGCCACAUAGGUGGCGCUGCGGUGUCCGCAAUAGAUGACGCUGCAAUAGACCGGCCAGACGACGGCUCGCAGGACGAAAUUGACGUGGUCGAUGCUGAUAUGUUGUAGCCGGGCAGCGUGGCCCGAGGUAGCCUGUACCAGAUUGGUCAGUUGGUAGUCUGAGACAAGAGCGCUGAAAAAGUCAGCCUUAACGCCGGUCGACACCAGGACCGAGUCUGCCGUCGGAGCCGCCUGCGCGCGAUACUUGUGCGUGGCGAAACCGAUGAACGAAAUGUCGAGCACGUUUAGAAAGUGUACAAAUAGCAGCUAAUCGUAGGUAUAGAAAUGAAGUGAGUCGCCUGCUGGUAGGAAUAACAUGCUUCCAUUGUCAGCCGAAAGCCAAAGCAAUGAACUGUAAUACAGAAACGCACUGACUUCUGA